This is a messenger RNA of Lingula anatina, 788 nucleotides long. RefSeq lists its product as uncharacterized. The record is from RefSeq and is a predicted model, not a curated record. NCBI's taxonomy places the organism in Eukaryota, Metazoa, Brachiopoda, Lingulata, Lingulida, Lingulidae.
GUCGUUUGGUCGUAUCCUCAUCACACUCAAGAUAUUUCAUGAUUGACGUAUCGGAAGGCUAUAUACGGUCGUUAAAACCGGCUUCUUAAAUUGCACUGCCAAACGAUAAGCCGAAACUUACCGAGGAUGGCAUCCUGCUAAAGAAGAUCGGCCUGUAAGACACCUCAAAAUGCAGAAGAUUAUAUGCUGGCUGAGUGUUUGCGUGCUUGCGUGUGUUAAGGCGUUCUAUGCCCCUGGCGUGCGAAUCGAACUAAAUGGCAGGAAUAUACUUGUUCCCAUAUUUGAAAAGGGCACGUACAAAAUGAUGGUCACUCCACAAACGACGCUUUGUGACAGAACUAUUAUAGUUCAUGAUUUUACGAAGAAUAUUACUAUUUACAAGGACAUCACAGCUACUACGUGCUUCAUCACUCCUUUCUAUGACGAUGUGUUAGACAAGACGGUCAUCCUUUUCAAAGCCACAGAACGUUCGAAUAGAGAAGAUACUCCGUCUGUUGUACUCCAUCCAGAAACCGUGCUAAGUGACCUGCAGGUGAAGUCGCUGGGCCCACGGGCCAAAAUAUGUGGAACAUACCCUGCUCUCUGGAUGAAAAGAGAUGACCAUUUAACCUCUACCCAGAGAUCUACGAGAGACGUGGUACCAAGUAUUAAGAUAGGGAAGGUUUAUGCGCAAAUCAAGGAAGAGUAGUUUGAACUCUUACGUAUUCUAUCAGAUAGUAAAACAGAAGCUAGAGUACACUGACAGUGAAAAAAGAAAAAGAAAAAAACGCUGAAUACUUCACAUACAC